AGCAGCACCCCCGGCCGCCAGCAUGCCCGGGCUGCCCGCACAGGGCGGCGCCGGCGCCGGCGCCGGCGCGCGGAGGGAGCGCGGGCCGCCGCGGAGGCGCGCGGAGGGCGCCCCUGAGCUCACAGAGGGGCCCCGCGGUGCAUUGUGCUGCGUUGUGCUGCGCGGUGUUGCGUUGUGCUGCGGGGCAGUGCGCUGCUUUGCGCUGCGGUGCGGUGCUUUGCGCUGCGGUGCAGUGCAGUGCGGUGCAGUGCGGUGCGGUGCUUUCCGCUGCGGUGCGGUGCUUUCCGCUGCGGUGCGUUGUGCCGCGCCGCGCCCCGCAGACGCCGCUCCGCGCGCGCGUUGCUCGAGGGCGCCGGCGGGGGGCGGCUGCUGGCGACGGGCAGCAUGGUGCGAGCGCGGGGGGCGUCCGGCCCCGGGCGUCGCCUGCUGCUGCUGCUCGGCCUCCUGGCGGCCCUGCGUGCCCGGGACAGCCGGGCUGCUCCGCGGGCAGCGCCGGGCCCAGGCAGUGGUCUUCCAGCUUCUCAGCUGAAUCUGGUUGUUGAGCAUCAGGGGGAUGCCAGGGACGAGGCUGUGGUUAAUGGUUAUUCCGGUUCUCACCUGGAUCCCGUUGCUGAGGCUCGGGGUCUUCCCAGGGUUGUACAUCAUGCUUCCUCUUCAGGUGGUCCAAGAGUUGUUGAGCCUCGCAGGGGUGCCAGGGGCGAUGGCUACCGAACUUUUCAGCGGUAUCCAGUUCUCGUGCCUCGCGAGGAUCCCCGGGAUGUGGCUGUGGUUGAUGGCUAUGCCGGUUCUCGUCUGGAUCCUGUUGUUCAGGCUCAGGUUCUUCCCAGGGGCGAUGGUUACCGAACUUUUCAGCGGUAUCCAGUUCUCGUGCCUCGCGAGGAUCCCCGGGCUGUGGCCGUAGGGGAUGGAGAUCCCUCUUCUGCUCUGGAGCCUGGCCUGGAGACUCCGAGACAUCAUGGAGGUGUUCCUAUAGGCAGCGGCCUCCCAGCUUCUCAUCUGGAUGCCAUUGUUGUGCCUCAGGGGCAUGCCAGGGUGCUUCCAAGCAUGUCACAGCCUGGAGAAGCCCCCCGCGGCAGGAAAUACGCCUUUUUUCCAACGCGCCAAGGCCUUGCUGGUGACAAAGAUGCCGAGGCUGCAGCUCAUAAAGGCCGACAAAAGCAGUGUUUGGUCUUCACUGCAGCAGUCUCGGGUUCGUUGCUGUUUGGGGUACUGCUGACCUGUAAAGUCAUUUCCCUGCUGAGGAAUGGAAAACAAGAAGCGGUACCAGCUAAUCUUGCCGCUGCCUCCGACAGACAAGAGCCCAGUAUGGAGGAAGGAAGAGCAAAGCCCGGAAGCAAAAGAAAAAAGGAUGAGUUUACUAUAGAAAAUGAAAAUCUCAACAACAGCUCCAGUCAACUUCCGAUGCCUGUUCCAAACAGAAUAAUAAAAUACGUGUACAUAUUCCGAAGAGAAUAAAAAACCUGUUGGGCUAAAAUGUUGCAA
This is a messenger RNA of Dromaius novaehollandiae (emu), 1482 nucleotides long. RefSeq lists its product as uncharacterized. The transcript has 12 exons. The record is from RefSeq and is a predicted model, not a curated record. Bases 385 to 1455 code for a protein of 356 amino acids. Lineage: Eukaryota; Metazoa; Chordata; Aves; Casuariiformes; Dromaiidae.